Messenger RNA from Cajanus cajan (pigeon pea), 1623 nucleotides. The record is from RefSeq and is a predicted model, not a curated record. NCBI's taxonomy places the organism in Eukaryota, Viridiplantae, Streptophyta, Magnoliopsida, Fabales, Fabaceae.
AUGAGUGAUUAUUUUGUAGGAGAGAAGUAAAAAGAUGGAGAAAGAGGUGUAGUGGUAUAAUGAAGUGUGAAGUGUGAAGCAAAUGAGGCAACUGAAGCACAACAGGAAAGCAAUGCAAGCAUAGGCAUAGCAUAGGAGAAGAGAAUGAGAAAAGAGAAGGGCAUUGAUGUUGAUGUUGGUGGUGGUGGAGGUAGUGGAAGUGGCAUGGGUAUGCUUCUAGUUCUGUUCCCCCAAGACAGCCACAAAAGCAAGUUCACCUUCCCCACCCCCUCCAAAUCCCUCCUCUCCAAAGCCCAAUCCACCAUCUCCAUCUGCGCACUCCUUCUAUUCACCACCCUCCUCCUCUUUACUCUCUCCACCCUUCCCACUCCUACUCACACCCCCACGCACACCUUCUCACACCCCCACCCCCCACCCCACGCCCUCCAACGCAUGGGCACCCUCCACCGCAGAGGCACCAAAUCCAUGCCCGACCUCAUCAUCUGCCACGUCCCCGAAGAAACCCCCCUCCACCACUUCCGCCUCUUCCUCCGCCUCCUCCACCGCUCCUCCCUCACCGCAUCCUCCGACGUCGUUUUCCUCUUCCCCUCCCCCUCCCACACCCCCAAAUUCUCCCCCAUUAUCCGCCAGGAGAAUCAGGCAUUCUCCUCCCUCCUCCACCUCCACGCGCACCUCAACUCCACGCGCUGGCUCCAACACCCCAAAUCCACCUUCCACCCCAACCGCUUUCACUCCAAAACCCCCCCACAACAACAACAACAACCCCUCUGGGGCACCAAAACCAAAACCAGAACCCAACUCAACUCAACCAACUCCUUCACCUACGGAUCGGUACUCAGUUUCGACGCCACCGAACUCGACCCCGAAAACUCCCUCGCCGGCUUCCUCGACCGCGUCCCACUCUCUCUCCGCCGCUGGGCCUGCUACCCCAUGCUCCUCGGCCGAGUCAGACGCAACUUCAAACACCUCAUGCUCGUCGACGUCAAAAACAUCUUAAUCCUCAAAGACCCACUCGCCCCACUCAGAAACCGCACCCCUGACUCCGUCCUUCUCUUCAACAAACCCGACAAACACGCCAAGAGGGCCCACCUUCUCUCCACCCUCGUCAUCGGCGGCGCUCGGGGUGUGCGCCGCCUCUCCGCCGCUCUUCUGGUCGAGAUUGUUCGCGCCGCCACGCAGCACAGGAAGAGGAAAAACGCCGUCUCCGAGUCGGCGGUGCUGAGUCAACUCGUCGCCGGGAGCCAGUUUCUCUUAAAGAAUAGAAACGUUAAUUUGAUUGUUUCCACGGAGUCAAUACCCGAGGCAGCUGCUUCUUCCACGUCGUUUUCAGAUUCCGCCAUGCUUCAACGAGGUGUCAGUAAUCACGACCUUAAUCAUGUCAUCAUGACCCAAAUAUGUUCCUCUCUCCUCGAUUCUUCUGUCUAUACAGAUUGUUAAUUACUUAGGAAUUAGGAUAAUAAUAAUAAGAAAAAAACAAAUAAAAAAUAACACGAGGGAAACAAUAAUAAGGAAAUUCAUGUUAUUAUUUUUUAUUUAUUAUUAUUACGGAAAUUAAUUUUGCUUUACUCUGACCAUUUCUGUAUAUACUUAUUCAUCUUGGAAUUACAUUUUUGUAUUCUUCCA